AUGAGCAUCGAGACGCUGCCUGUCGAGCUCCUUGAGCACAUCAUCGAAGCCGCCCUCCCGCCCAUCACCUCCAGCGACACCGUCUCCGCCCGCUACAAUACCCUGCGCACCUGCUGCCUCGUCUCGCAGACAUGGCGCAGCGUGGCUCAACCUCUGCUCUUCGACUCGAUGCACCUUGGCAAGACGAGCCCAAUGAACCACGGCGCCGUCUUGGGAACGCUGCGGCGGUCGCAGAAGCUGGCGAGGAGGGUUCAGGUGUUCAAGGUCUUCGAUAUGCGCAACAUGACCCGAGAAUGCGACGAUGAGAUGGUCGCCAUUAUGCGCGAGCUCUCUGCGGUCGAGGAGAUCUACCUUUGCUCGCCUGGAACGCUCGACUUGGCGCUUUUUGCGGAUAUCCCCUCACUCCAGCAUCUCAGCAUAUACGCCGGCAGAUUCACGAGCUCGGCUUUUACGACUUGCCCCUUUCCUCGAUUGCGAACGCUCUCGCUUUGCGGCUGCGACUGGCUCGAAUCGGCCAAGCCAGUCCUCGCACCCGCUCACCUCCCAUCACUUUGUGCGCUCGCAUACCUCUACUCCCCAACUUGGCAGCCCGACCUCGCCAUCUUCCCGCCCUCGCUUCGGGUCGUCUCCAACUACAACCUUCGACCGACGCACGGUGACACAAGCGACAGGACGCUGUACGAGAACCGCUUCGACAUCGUUAUGGAGACGUCGGAGGAGAUCAGCAUCGCCGACUCGCUGAACGCACCGGUCGUUCGGCACCUCCUCUUCACCGACAUCUAUGCCCCCGAUCCUGUCGACAGCCUUGCUCAGCUCGUCGCGCGGGAUCCAGCUCUGCGGCACCUCGAGACCGUCUACAUCUCCCUCGCCAACUCGCAUGCGGCCGGGGACUGCGCCGGCGCCAAAGCAGCGCUCGACCACCUCGCCAAUACGCGCUCCUUCCGCAUCAUCGAGCUAGAGUGGGAGGGUCAGUUCCUAGAAGGAUCACUUAUCCCGCCGACGUUCCUGUAA
This is a messenger RNA of Rhodotorula toruloides NP11, 1011 nucleotides long. RefSeq lists its product as uncharacterized. The record is from RefSeq and is a predicted model, not a curated record. The transcript has 2 exons. The coding region runs from base 1 to 1011 and encodes 336 amino acids. NCBI's taxonomy places the organism in Eukaryota, Fungi, Basidiomycota, Microbotryomycetes, Sporidiobolales, Sporidiobolaceae.